Molecule: messenger RNA, 873 nt
Organism: Naegleria gruberi
Lineage: Eukaryota; Heterolobosea; Eutetramitea; Acrasida; Naegleriidae
Exons: 3
Coding region: 1-873 (290 amino acids)
Biological process (GO): endoplasmic reticulum to Golgi vesicle-mediated transport; vesicle fusion with Golgi apparatus
Cellular component (GO): trans-Golgi network
Source: RefSeq, a predicted model, not a curated record
AUGAUUACCAACAAUAAUGCAGUUUCGGAGGUGACCAUUUCAUCUUCAUCAUCACCAGAAGAACAUGGUUUUGUUAUUAACAAGACUCAAGAAUUUCUGAAGAGUAAAGGAUUUGGGUGGUUGAUGGAAGUGGAUUCGUCAUCAGAUAGUAAGGAAAAUAUUUUGGGAGGAGAAUCGGUUGAACAACCAUCAAUUUUAGAAGAAUUGGAUAUUGAUGUGGCCGAAAUUAUAUUCAAAGUCAAGAGAGUAAUUGUACCUUUUGGAAAAUUUAGUAGUGAAGAUUUGGAAAAAUUGAGAGAACCAGAUUUUUGGGGACCAUUCUUUAUAAUUUUAGCUUAUGCCUUCCUUGUGGAAUUAACUUAUUUACAACUUAAAGUCAUUACUUGGAUGUAUUUGAUUUGGUUUAUUGGAUCUGCAUUGCUUUUUGCACUUGGUAGAUUAUUCACUCCAGCAAAUAUUGAAGAAGCCAGAUCACUUAAAAAGCUCAAGAUGAAUCAAGAAGGUUUCCAACCAAUUGGAACAUCAGAUAAUGCCCAAUUUCCUUCUAGUGACAAUGAUGCUCCACAAAUUUCUGAAGAAGAACAAAAGAUUAUUGAUGUUCACUAUGGACAAGUCAUGUCAUUUGUUGGAUAUUCCCUGAUACCUCAUGUUGCCAUUCUCGUAGUUUUACUUCUUUUCAGACUUAUUUUCGAUCCUAUAUUAUUCUCUUUAGUCUCACUUAUUUUGAACUUGUGCUCAAUUGCUUGGUCUACAGUGUCUUGUGUUUAUUUAUUCACAGCUGAUAAUUAUUAUCUGGAAAAGAAGAAGAAACUCUUGAUUGUUCCAAUCUUGUUAUUAUAUUUAUACUUUUUCUCCAUGCAAUCAGGUGUUUAA